ACUAGCAGUCCGCUCCGGAGGAGGGCGCCGUCUGGGGACGCCCCUGGCGGACUGCUAGGCGCUUCCCUCUUCUCCCGGGACCCGCCCCUCGCUGGGGAGCUGCGCGGCUGUGCUUGGUCCCCUCUGCAAGCCCCAGGUGCCUGGAGCCCAGCACGCAGCCCUGCCUGGCUGCUCCCGCGGUGUCUUCUGUCCCCAUUGCUCUUGGCCUGCGGAGUGUGGUCAGCCCCAGCUCCUCGAAUGCAAGCAUCACCCAGAGAUACCAGCUGACUCUCCAGAACCUAUACUGACAAAGAUGAAUGUUUCUUCCAGCAUACUGUAACUAGAGUGUCCAGAUCAGUGUAGACUUGACCAUGGGAGCCAACACUUCAAGCAAAGCCCCAGUGUUUGACGAAAAUGAGGAUGUCAACUUUGAUCACUUUGAAAUUUUGCGAGCCAUUGGGAAGGGAAGUUUUGGGAAGGUCUGCAUCGUGCAGAAGAAUGAUACCAAGAAGAUGUACGCCAUGAAGUACAUGAAUAAACAGAAGUGUGUGGAGCGUAAUGAAGUGAGGAAUGUCUUCAAGGAGCUCCAGAUCAUGCAGGGCCUGGAGCACCCUUUUCUGGUGAAUCUGUGGUAUUCCUUCCAAGAUGAGGAAGACAUGUUCAUGGUGGUGGACCUGCUACUUGGUGGGGACCUGCGUUAUCACCUGCAGCAGAACGUCCACUUUCAGGAAGACACAGUGAAGCUGUUCAUCUGUGAGCUAGCCAUGGCCCUAGACUACCUGCAGAGCCAGCGCAUCAUUCACAGGGAUAUGAAGCCUGACAAUAUCUUACUUGACGAACAUGGACACGUGCACAUCACAGACUUCAACAUUGCUGCCCUGCUGCCCAAGGAAACUCGGAUCACCACCGUAGCUGGCACCAAGCCUUACAUGGCACCUGAGAUGUUCAUCUCCAGGAAGGAAACAGGCUACUCCUUUGCUGUCGACUGGUGGUCCCUGGGGGUGACAGCUUAUGAGCUGCUGAGAGGCCGGAGACCAUAUCAUAUCCGCUCCAGUACUCCCAGCAAGGAAAUUGUGAACAUGUUUGAGACGGCAAUUGUGACUUACCCUUCUGCUUGGUCACAAGAGAUGGUAUCCCUUCUUAAAAAGCUACUUGAGCCUAAUCCAGACCAGCGGUUUUCCCACUUGACUGACAUUCAGAACUUCCCUUACAUGAGUGACAUGAAUUGGGAUGCUGUGCUACAGAAGAGGCUCAUUCCUGGCUUCGUUCCAACUAAAGGCAGGCUCAAUUGUGACCCCACGUUUGAACUCGAAGAAAUGAUUUUGGAGUCCAAACCUCUUCAUAAGAAAAAGAAGCGCCUGGCAAAAAAGGAGAAGGAGAUGAGAAAAUGUGACUCCUCUCAGACGUGUCUUCUCCAAGAGCACCUGGAUGCUGUUCAGAAGGAAUUUAUCAUUUUCAACAGAGAAAAAGUAAAAAGAGACUUUAAUCAAAGACAAGCAAGUGUGCCCUUGGAACAAUCCAAAACCAGCACAGAAGAGGAGGAUGGCCAGAAUAACAACCUAUGAUGCUUUGUCACCUUCGGGGGACACUUCCCGGCACCUGGCCAGAAACUUCUGAUUAUCACCUCCAGAAGCAGCAACCGCAGCCCUUACUGCACCACACCUCGUGAAGUAGAAAAUGUGAAUGAAUUCCCUUCCGAGGUGGCCACACUCUGCUGGUUCUGGGCUCCUCUGAUCUGACUUCGCCACUCAUUGACUCUGCGACCUUAAGCAAAUCACUGAACUCCUCCCUCUGUCUCAGUUCACUGCUCUGAAGGUGGAGGGCCCUUCCGGAGGAGCUGGCCUUCAGUCUGUAAUGCCACAGUUGUUCUAGACAGCCUUUAUUUUCACUGUUGAAUGAACAUUUGAAAGUAGGCUUAUUUUUUUCAUUCUUUUUGAUGGCAUGUGAAUAUGGACACUGUAUACAGUGAACCUCUUCAGGGCUAGAGAAUAUCAUACAGGGACCAGAAUUCCAAGGCCUGGUUAGACAGGAAUAGACUAUUCCAGAUGGAAUAAAUACAUAGGUCAGAUUAGGAGUAACGAAGACUCAUAGGACCUCGCAGUGGGGUGCUAUGUUGGCUUGGUGUCUGUCAACAAGGCCCUACUGUGCCUCAGCCUCUCAACUUCCCUUCAGUGACAGGGCCUUGGUCAACUGAACGGAACUGACAGAAGGAGUCUCAUAUGCAGAAGUUUGGAAAAUGCUGCCAUCCGUGAGACUUUCAACAUGGCAGUUGUAAAAUACUGGACUCCACUUGCUAUUCACUGGUAUGCCUGCCCCUCGAGGGCUAAUUUUCCUCAGGAGAGGGUCAGAGGACACUGCUCCGAUGUAGGCAGGGAUGCUUUCAACCGUUCAGGGAAGUUAUACCUUACAGGAGAGUUGUCUUGCAUCUUAAAUCAGGAAGUUGGAGAAACUUUCCCUUGAGCAACCCCUAACUCCGCGUAGCACAGGGGAAGGAAAACUUAGCCUUUGCUUUUCUGUCAUGAAAUAUAUCACCUUUUGUUUUGUCCUUUAUUUUUCAUAAUAGCCAAGUAAAAUCCGGGACGAUUUACACAGAUUAGAAUUACACUUGAAGCAACAGGAGGCUUACAGAUGGAAGAGGUCAAAUUCAGGGAGACAGAUGCCCCCACAUUACACUCACUGUGAGAGAAUUGCCCAGCUGCUUAAAAUACUACUGAUGUCUCACUCUUCCCUGCCUUUAUACUUCACUUGUGUGAAAACUGUAAUUCAUGUAAGUGUGGUGCGUGCGUGUGAUGUAGCCCCACUGUGCUGAUGCAAAUGAGAUCUUAGAAGAACCAUUUUGGGUGCCCCCCUGGUGACACCAAGCAGAAUCAAGAAGUAGGUGGGCUUUACAGAGCAUUGUUCUCAAUUCCUUGUAACUGAGGCCAUCUAGUGGUCACAAUGGUGACAGCAGGCUGGCCCAAGUGACCUGAUCGAAGUCAUUUGGGGAAGGCAGACAGAUGAAAAUUGAUGUUAGCAACUAAGUUUGUGUAAAAAAAAAAAAAAAAACAAACCAGGAGCUGAACGUAAGACCAGCAUUUACGGUUCUCCAGAAUUUCUGUCAUGGCUAUGUUACAGUGCCUCUCUACUAAGAGCAACUAUAUUAUAUUUUUUUAAAGAACCAAAAACCACCUCCUCUAUCCAACUUGUAUCUCUGACGUUCUCACGUGUUAUUUGUGAUGUUUUGGUUGUGUUUAGUCACUGUUUAAUUCAAAGCCCUUGCCCUUUGAUAAUUCAGGGAGGUGAAUGGGUCAAGCAUAGCAUCAUUGAGGUGACUGAAUUGCGCUCCAGGCUGGCAACCUCGACAAGUGUCCGGGACCACAUGCAUGCCCCAGCUUCCACCUCUUGUCCGCAUUGAGGGCCUGACGUGCUAUGCUUCCGCCUUCCCUCUCCUGGCUCCUCCUCCUCCCGGGUCUUGUUGGCAUCAUCCAGGACAGCAGCUUUCAGAAGUGAUUCCCCAAGGACAGCAGGGACAGCAGGUCUCCACCGAGAUGAUGAGGACUGCUUUGCAUCGUUAGACAUUAAGGUGGUGAUAGGAACCCAGAAGGUCUCUGGAGCUUGAAUUCGUAGCUCGUAUUCCCACAGAGUAUCUUGUACCGCCGGCUUUCAGAACCCAGGAGGUGCUGGUUGUAGUGCAGUGCGGGAGUUGGGAGUUGUCGUGCCGGUCAGACGGAUGGCACGCAGUGUGUUACAUUGCUGGGUCUAUACCUCAGCCAUAGAACAUGUGCUAAGGAUGCAUGAUGGCCUGGGUUACAUCCCCAACACCAGGAGAAACAGAAUCGGCAUCUGGCUGGGAAGAAUAGCUGAUUCUGGGCACUGCUCACUGCUGAAUAUUAUAGAGAUUUAAAAACCACAAAAACAACCAGGCGUUGGUGGCGCACGCCUUUAAUCCCAGCACUUGGGAGGCAGAGGCAGGUGGAUUUCUUUGAGUUCCAGGACAACCUCCAAAACAAUACAGAGAAACCCUGCCUCGAAAAAAAAAAACAAAAAACAAAAACAAAACCUUCCCAAAUGUUCCUGGUGACUGCUUCUUAGUUUUACUCCCCAGUUUGAGCUAAAUGCUGGCACCCCACCCCAAUGAAACGCGAUUAUACUUCUGAGAAGAAUUAGGGCUGAGGACUUCAGAAAACGGUGUGACUACUCCAUCCUUUUUUUCUGCCACUUGCAGAAUCUCUCCCAGCAGUUUCCUCCUCUAACACACAGAGCAUCUGAAGGCCUGAGCAGGGUUUGAAAACCUGAGUGCCCGGGCUGUGACACCACUUCCUGCACUGCAGACAGCUGCCAUCUCCUGGGCAUUCCCAGCGGCCCAGAGUGGAGAGGUGGGACAGCCUUACCUAUGGAGCAAGCCUGGCUAUGAUCCCCACUCCCUGGAAGGAAGCACCUGCUAAGAGCCAAUGGCCCCACAGCAGCCCCGGUGUUAGUAGAGAUCAUCUCUAGGACAACAAUGAAUCUGGAGCAGCAAUCACAGUAAUCUAAUCAUUAAUUAGUGGAAAUCCAGGAAUGACUAGACUUCCUGUCGCUGUGGCUUUCCUAGUGGGUGUGUGAAUAGCAAGCUAGGACAAGGAGUGUUGCUGUCUGAGGUUGUCAGGGAUGCUACGCUUCAACGCCUCAGUUGCUCCGUGGAUAGGCGUGGCAAGCACUUUGCUCAGCUCCCCCGUGUUCCUGUGUUCUGUCCUCACAAAAUCCGUCUCCUGCUUCUGUCCGCCUGUGACUGCUGUUCGCUGUGAGUUCAGCGUGUCUGUCUAAUGUGAGACACCGAGACUCCAAAUUUCAGUCUUCUGUGCUGUGCUGACCCAGUGCCUGAUGUAGAAACCCCCAAAUUAAAAAAAAAAGUGUGCUUCUGUCUCUCCAUAGCAUACGUGAUGUAACUGUGUCUGCAUGGAUUAAAACAUCGUCUGUAACACUA
Molecule: messenger RNA, 4921 nt
Organism: Mesocricetus auratus (golden hamster)
Lineage: Eukaryota; Metazoa; Chordata; Mammalia; Rodentia; Cricetidae
Gene: Stk32a
Product: serine/threonine kinase 32A
Exons: 13
Coding region: 351-1544 (397 amino acids)
Biological process (GO): G protein-coupled receptor signaling pathway; protein phosphorylation; regulation of signal transduction
Molecular function (GO): ATP binding; G protein-coupled receptor binding; G protein-coupled receptor kinase activity
Source: RefSeq, a predicted model, not a curated record